This is a messenger RNA of Aspergillus saccharolyticus JOP 1030-1, 2589 nucleotides long. Its product is annotated as Sec1 family protein. Gene Ontology annotation, molecular function: syntaxin binding. The coding region runs from base 294 to 2387 and encodes 697 amino acids. The transcript is spliced from 7 exons. Lineage: Eukaryota; Fungi; Ascomycota; Eurotiomycetes; Eurotiales; Aspergillaceae. Gene Ontology annotation, cellular component: secretory granule; plasma membrane. Gene Ontology annotation, biological process: vesicle-mediated transport; intracellular protein transport. The record is from RefSeq and is a predicted model, not a curated record.
GGAAGCCAAACAAGGUGGGGACCAAGAGAGGGUCUCGCAACUCAAGACAAGACAACUGCUACGUUUCAUAAAGAAUACCUCCUACUCACUACCGAUUCAUUUACUAGUCCAACCCCUGAUUGAUCUUCGUGCGCUCUUAUUCCUCGUCUUAUUCGGCCGCUUGUUGUGUGAUUUCUUACUUAUCACUCCUGGUCUGCUAAUCCCGUACUAAACCCCUCCUCACCCCUCUUCCCAAGCAUUAGGAGUUGAGUUCCCAAGUCUAUGCCCCAGCGUAGGGCUGCCCGUCAGCCACAAUGAGCGCCUCGAUCCUCAACAUCCAGCGCGACAUCAUUCUGAACACCAUCCGUUAUGCGGCGGGGAACGAGUGGAAGGUUCUCGUCGUGGAUGAGACCAGUCGGAAAUUAAUCGACAAUGCUGUCAGCGAAGAUGACAUUCUCAACCUCAAUGUUACCAAUGUUGAGCAGAUCGAGCAUCGGCGUCCCACAAACACCUCCAUGGAUGCGCUGUAUAUCCUCUCCCCCCUUCCGCAUAUAGUCGACUGUUUAAUGGCCGAUUUCGAGCGAAAGAGAUACAAGAAAGCAUGGCUGGUUUGGACCUCCUUUCUCGAUCCACAACAACGAGCUAGACUAGACCGGUCGCAGCAGGCGCGCGAUAAUAUUGCCAAUGUUCAGAUUAUGAAUGCCGACUAUUUUCCCCGCGAAGCGCGCAUCGUUACUUUUCGAGAUCCAUGGAGCUUCCCAGUCUUGUUCCACCCAGGUUGCAACCAUUUGAUACGCGCACAUUUGGAAGGGCUGGCUCAGAAGAUUGUGUCGCUCUGCGCAAGUCUAGGAGAAUAUCCGAUCAUCCGGUACUAUCGGCCCAGGACACCGACCCAUGAGGCAAGCGUACUGUGCUCACACCUGGCCCGCUUCAUUCAAAAUGAAUUGGAUCAAUUUGCACAAUUUCAGCGAGACUUUCCACCUCCUUCGCCUCGGCCUCGAGGAGUUCUCCUCGUUGUAGACCGCUCGGUGGACGUCAUAGCGCCUCUUCUGCAUGAGUUCACUUAUCAAUCCAUGGUACAUGAUCUCCUUCCCAUCAAUGAUGGGGAUAAGGUCACGUAUAAGACCGUCAUCAACGAGGGGGGCGCCAACCAAGAGAUCAAGGAUAUGGAGAUCAAUGAGCAGGACAACGUGUGGGUUGAGUACCGACAUAUGCAUAUGAAAGACGUCUUGGGCAAGCUGGGCGAAGAUUUUGCCAAAUUCCGGGCAGCCAACCCUCAGUUUGCGGAAGACAACAACAAAGCGAAUGUGAACACGAUCAAGGAUAUGCUUGCGGGCCUGACUGAAUUUCAGCAGGGUCGCGACGCAUACACUCUCCAUUUGAAUAUGGCACAAGAGUGUAUGAAGUACUUCCAGGACCAUAAAUUAUUAGAAGUCAGCUCUGUCGAACAAAGCCUGGCAACCGGCAUGGAUGAGAACUACAAGAAGGCCAAGCACUUGGGCUCACAAAUUGUUCAACUUCUGGAUGAUGAAGCGACUAGACAGCCCGAACGUCUGAGACUGCUACUACUCUAUAUCAUUUAUCGGGGCGGGCUGCUAGCUGGAGACAUCCGCAAGCUCAUGGCACAUGCGCAACUUCCACCGCAGGACGGGGAGGUUAUAUCCAAUCUGGAUUUACUUGGUGUGCGUGUAGAGAAGCCAUUGAAGGAUGAUAAGCCUCCUGUGCAGCCGCUUUUCAUCCGGAAGCCUCCGCCUGCAACAGACAUGGAAGAGGAAAGCCUUACUCGAUAUGAUCUGAACCUCAAGCUGAUAUUGGAGGAUCUCGUGCGCGGUACACUCGACACGACGGUCUUCCCUCCUACACGCCCACACACCGAAGGCGAGGGCCCGGGCCAGCAGGACGCUCUAGCGCAAGCGUCACUACGAAGUGCCAAACCCACGUGGGCGCGAACCCGCACGACCGGCGAGCAGCCUCGACAGCGCAUUAUUGUCUUCAUGGCGGGCGGUGCAACUUAUGGCGAAGCUCGUACAUGCUACGAAAUAUCGCAGGCACAUGCCAAAGACGUCUACCUUGCCACCUCUCACAUGCUCUCGCCGGGACUAUUCCUGCGACAGAUCGGCGAUCUCAGCGUCGACCGACGACGGCUGGACAUUCCGGCCGAGCGGCCGAAACCUACGGCGCCUGCUCAUCUCUUCGAGAAGGAAGCGCCCCCGACACCGCAACCCCAGACGAAAACGCCCGUCGCGCCGGCACCCCCUUCGGCAGCCAUGGCUUCGAUGUCCCUGGGACACAAAGCUCCCAGUGGAGGGCCGACUGCCCCAACCCCGGCUCCUACGAGCUCCAAGCUACACAAAGAGCAUAAGGAGAAGGAGAAGAAGGAGAAGAAACGUCACCACUUUUUUCGCUGAGCCUUUCGCCUCUUGUUUAAGUAGCCGCCCUCGACUGGCACAUAUGUGAUCUAAUAUAGCGCGGCUGUGAUACCAAGUUCAUCUGUCUCUGAUUUCUGAGCGACAACAGCGGAAUUCCAAGCUCGGGACAAUCUCCGGACCUGCAUAUUGCUGGAUUGAUAAUUUCAGCAGAACCAAGUGUACAUUCAAACAAUUGAAAUCC